This is a messenger RNA of Mesitornis unicolor (brown roatelo), 5574 nucleotides long. Its product is annotated as zinc finger protein 831-like. The record is from RefSeq and is a predicted model, not a curated record. The transcript has 5 exons. NCBI's taxonomy places the organism in Eukaryota, Metazoa, Chordata, Aves, Mesitornithiformes, Mesitornithidae. The coding region runs from base 1 to 5574 and encodes 1857 amino acids.
AUGGAGGCACAGAAGCAGCCUGGUUUUACAGCUGCCCCACCAGAUGGACCAGUCCCAACCUCCUCUCAUCAGCCUGCUCAGGGUUCUCCAGACCUCAGCGCUGGCAGCGUGUUUCCUCAACAGGAACAAGCACUGUCGCAGCCCAUGUAUCUAAAAGCCCUCACCAUACCUCUGUACCAGCCCGUUCCUGCAGGAUGCUUUCAGCCACGCAGUCACCUGGUGGCUGCCAGGAGCUGUGUGAAUCUGGACAGCAAUAGCAUUCCUCUAAUCCUGAACCCACUUGUUCCUUCAGAAGGCACAGAUCAGCCUCAGUCCAUUCUUCAGAAACAGCUUGGGCAAACUCUAACGUUGACCAUAGUGAGCACUUUACCGGUUUUAUCGUCCCCAAAUUCUUGUGUAAAUGCACCUGCUGGAAGCCCAGGAAAAUCAAAAAAAGCUGGGAAAUAUAUCUGCAAACACUGUGGACGAGAUUGCUUGAAGCCAAGUGUCCUUGAGAAACAUAUCCGCUCGCACACAGGAGAGAGGCCCUUCCCGUGCACCACUUGCGGUAUUGCAUUUAAAACUCAAAGCAAUUUGUAUAAACACAGAAGAACUCAAACCCACGUCAACAAUACCAGACUGCCCUUGGAUUCUGACAACAGUGGCAUAUCGGAGCAAAUUGAGAAAUCAACAGAGAACACCACAUCAAAUCGAGGCAGCAAACUACUUAGCGGCACCUGUGAAGACAAGGGGACACAGAUGAAACAAGUGAGUUCAGAGACCAGUGCUGCAGCAGGCACUGGGAAACUUCCUAAUGACCUUUCACUGCUGGCAACAAACAAUUUGUCAUUUGCUUCAGAAACUCAAGAAACAACGAAUCAAUCCUUUAGUUCAAAGGCUAAUCAGGAGGGUCCUGAACGAGAACCUCGAAGUUUAUCAUCUCCAGGAGCUUUGCCAAAUGAUCAGUACCAGAGAAAGAAGAUCCAGGAGCAAAGAAGUCCAACUGCCAAUAAGCACAUUCAGUUGCAAAGGCAGCAAGCAACCUCUUCAGAAAAACAGUGGGAUUACAAGCCAUUUGACUGCAAGCUAAAGAAGUGUGAGAGCACUGACUCAGGGUAUCUGUCACGCUCUGACAGCACAGAACAACAGAUGGCACCACCCAGCCCGCUGCACAGUCUGUGUGAACACAGCACAGAACUGGAAAACGAAACUGCCUUCAGCAGCCUAAGGUGUGCCUCCGGAAGCACUGCAAAGCCAGAUGUAGCUGACAAAGCUACAGCCGUGAUGCUAGAGAAAAAGAGGCUGGAAGAACACAUCUCAAAACUUAUUUCUCAUAACAAAAGCGUGGUGGACGAUACCCAGUUAGACAACGUUAGGCCCAGAAAAACUGUCCUCUCCAAACAGGGGAGCAUCGACCUGCCAAUGCCUUAUACAUACAAAGACUCUUUCCAUUUUGACAUCAGAACUUGCGAUGUAAACAGGAAAAAGAAUCUUGCCCUUUGUUCCGCGAAAUCCACCUUUGCACCCAUAGAAAAAUGCAAGCCGAUGUUUUUUCAUUCGGUCCCCACUCAGUUCUCCACCACGAUUGACACUGUGCCUGUCACACGGAGCAACUCCUUGCCGUUUUUGGAGGGCACGCGAGUGGUACAUGACAAAGCAGGCUGCUCAAAGCCACUUUCUCUUAGUAAGCAGUCUGUAAAUCCAGACACUGCUGUUUUGCUGCCUAGCAACAAUCUUGCUGCAAAUUCAGUGGAUUUUCCUAAUAGCCAUCCCCGAGCUCUCGUCAGACAAACAGCAGUGGAUGAUUUGCCACUAAGUAAUGUGGUUGAUCAUCCUCCUGUGUUGGAGGAGUUGCAAGGGAAUAAAAAGCUUGGGGCUGGAGAAGUAAUCAGUGCUAAAAAUAAGAAACACAAUCAAAGGAAGUUAAAGAUGUUCUCUCAAGAAAAAUGGCAAAUGUAUGGAGAUGAAACAUUUAAGAAAAUCUACCAAAAAAUGAAAAGCAGUCAAAAUACCAAAAUUAAAGAAAAAGGGAGUAAGAUUACAGAUAUUGCAAGCUUCACUCCUGAUUCAAAGGAAUCAGUCAGCACUACUGAAAUUACUGAGGAAAGAGAUGGCAGGAGCUCUGUCAGUGACAGUAUUUCCUCCCUUGUGACAACAGGUUUGAAUACUGGUAAACCAGAAACCUGUGCUAAUGGUAAUCAUAUUCCACAGAAUGUGUCCUCCGAGGAAACUGCAGACAGUUCAACCCACAUCAUGGAGACAUCACAUCCAGUAAACCCUAGUGCACAUACUGCAAUGAGCAAAACUUCUCAAGAUCUCUGUGGCAGUGACACAGAUAAAUACACAGAUGGCAACAGCACAUUACCAGCUCCAAGCAGUUGUGAGCUGAGGCUUCAAAAUGCUCAGUGCCAGCUGAACACUAACAGAAGGAAUGAUGACUGCUUGCCAGUACAGAGGAGCAAAUGGGAAAAACCAAGUCCUGGGAAAGAAUCCAGUACAUCUGAAUCAGAUCGUAAAAGCAUUUCAAACAAUUAUGGAAACCAUAGCAGGAAUAUGGGAACCGGCCAGCAUGCCCUGACUGGGGGUCCAUUUGCAACAUGGGUCCAUUGCAACAACAACAGAGAAGCUGCAGGGAAAUCCCAGAAUUUACCGUCAGAAAGAAAAAAGCUGAAAUUUGAAGUGGAGAAGACAGGAAAGAUUAUUUCAGAUUCCUGCCCUGGUCCCAGUAGUGAAAACAACGCAGAAAAUGAAGCAGAGAGAGUUUAUUGCACCAGCACCCAGUGUCUUUCCACAGCACUGGUUAAAUUCUCCAGUCAAGCAGAGGAACAAAAAUUAAAGACAGGAAUUAAUGAAUCCACUGGAGGUACUCAGAAUGUGGAGAAUAUGGAAACAACCAAACUUCCCACAAAAGCUCUUAAUUAUAGUGAUGGUAACCUUCUUUCACAUUCAGCAGGUAUCUCAAAAGCUUCAUUUGUGGGAUUCUUAGAGCCUGAAUUAAGGGGAAGUGAUUGCAAUUCUUUUGCCUUGCACAAUGCAACAGAUAAAGAUGUCAAAACAUGUCUUGUGAAAACAGGAGCAAAAGUACCACUUCUCAAUGACAACACUGUUGAUGCGUCUUCUAAAAAUCAUCAUCUGCAACCUGGUCAUUUAACUCCAGUCCCACAACAACAUCCCUUUUCUCCAAAAUAUCUCCUUAAAUUGCCACAAGACAAGAGAGCCUCAGACUUGUCGCUUUUGAUUAGGUCAGAAGAGAAGGUGACAGCUUGCACAUCUGUGACAGACACCUUAACCACCCCUCCCUGCUUUUCCACCAGCGGAUCACUCACUUCUCAUUCCGACGAUGUGUUUUGGUCCCCUUUAAAAUUCGAAGUGAGACAAAAGGGCAGCAAAGGAGAACUACGAUGGAAUGGACGUGCAAACUGGAAAACUCCAGUAUUUUGUUCAGCAGUCAAUUCAGAAACAACAAGUAUCUCAUCCACAGCAGAUAACACCUCUUAUAACCAGAACUCCAGGCAGCAGGAUAUUAUAAGAGAUGCUUGGAAAAACGAACAGGACAAAAAUGAAUUAAAUUCUCAAAGGCAAACGGAAGAGAAGUGGAUGAGUGUAACUACUUCCUCUACACUGGCCCUAAAGAAGAAAAUAUGCUUUACUUCUAUGUAUACAACUGGUUUUUUCAUAUCAGCUGACAUCAAAGAAGAGAGGGAGGUUUUACAUCAUCUUUGCUCAGGAAGUGACUCUUUGACAAUGACAUCAGCUUCUAGCAAGGGUGCAGAGCCAGCAGUCGCAGGAAGGGACGGAGGUGAAAGUCCUUGCAUUCUUAGGGGCACUUCACCAACACCGUGGGAUACGCAGCAUUCGCAGAGCUCAGCAGACAACCCCACUUAUUUUUGCCACUCUUUAGGUACUUUUUAUUGCCACACUCUCACCACUCACCGUAAAGGAUUCCCGGCAUUACCCCACAACAAUCUGACUUGCUACUCUGGAAGCUCAGCAGUACCGAGCACGAAGAGCACGUUCCCAUCGCUGAGCGCUGAACCUCGACUGACGUGGUGCUGUUUGACAAGAAGCCUCCCCCUGCCUGCUCAGCAGAAGGGAAGUGCAGACUCUGCCUAUUCCUCCCUGCACGCCUCUGACAAGGAAGCCAGCAAUGAACGUACACCGUCGAAAUGCGAUAUUUCCAUUUUCAAAAUGAAAAGUCUCAGCAAGACUGUGGCACAUGGCUUAACAAACAGGAGUUUAAAAACAUUGGUUUCGUCCUUUUCUAAGGGACAGCAGAUGCAGGAGCUAAGCUCAGCAGUUCCUGGUGGUGCUCUCAAAACUAUUUCAGAGCAAAAGAAGACAGUAGUUUGCAAAAAGGAAAAUCUCUCAACAAAUAAACUCAAGAGGAGUCACAAACAGAAAAAGAUUAAAGUCACCCCAAAAUGGUACAGAGGGAGACACACACAUGGAUACGCUCAGUGGAAAAUGAACCGUCUAAGCAAGCGGCACUGUUUUCCAAACAGAACACUGAAUGCUUUGAAAAAGGGCUUUUCAUCACAACCCUGUAAAUUUAAUAAGAGCUGCCAUUCUCCUCAGUCAAAGCUACAAGAAAAUUACCUACACCAGCAAAAAGACACAUCUUGUUCCACCUCAGACAAGCCACUUUGCAGAAGGAAAAAAGAAGGGAAGAAUAAGUCAGGAAUAUUUUCCCAUGCUGAAAAUCUAAACCAUGUUAAAAAAAAAGACAGAAUGGAUGAAAAAGAUAUUUCUGGGCAAAUCAGGGAGCACACAGGAGCAAGCUUCUCUUUUCAGAGCACUACAGCUCCUCUGGAAAUAUCUAUGAUAGCUCAUUCCUUUCCAUCCACAGCUAAUACAGCCAUGCAGCAAGUCGGCAGUGAUGUGGAAAUCUGCUGUUUUGUGUCACGACCACUUGUGCUUCAGCGAUCAGUGCCAGGGGAGUCACAGCCGAACGUUCAGAGUGACUCGAUGACACCUUCUUUCCGGUCUUGCCUGUUCAAUUUUACAAAUACAGGCACAGGUGACCAACUUGACAGCACAAACUCAGCGACUACUCGUCCUCUUUCCUUACACCACGGACCAAGCCAGGAACACACACUAGACACAGAGUCAGAGAAUCAAAGACCCAGUGCAUUAGACCUGGUGAUCCAGGCCUCAGGAAAGGAGAAACCUCCAAUGGAAGAAAACACAUAUUCAUCUCCAAAAGAAAACUCAGCUCCCAGUUCCCAGCCUGGAUGCUCACGUUUAUUAGGAUCAAAAGCAGAGCCUCUUCCCGAGUCCGUCACAAGGGCUAAAUUACCCAAUACAGCAUUCCCAGAGUGGGCAAACUUUUCUCAAAAAAUCCUUGACCUUCAGAGAAGCACAGACAAGUACGGAACCCACCUGCAGCCAAGCAGCUAUGAAAGGCCACAUGAAACAGCUGCUACUACCUUCAGAAAGCCCCAAGUUACUCUCAGGUCCCUCGACUUCAAGACUUACUCUGCAACACCUUCCAAGACGUACAAAAAGAGAGGUUUAGAGAUGAUGAGGAAGCAAACCAGAGUUGAGUACGAUGACACUAGCAGCGAUGAUGAAGAUAGGCUUGUUAUAGAAAUAUAG